AUGAAGGAUUUUGAAGCGUCUGGAUGUGGAUUAUCGGCACAUAGCCUCAAGACGCCGACCAGACCCGAUUUUGCAACAAUCCUCUCAGAAACCAACAAACCAGACUGGAUGCAUUUAACUUCGGACAAUAAAACUGCCAACAAGAUGUUGUGGAUUUCUGACAGCGGGUUCAAGGUUCUCCGUAGAACUGUGUACUCUCCACAGGUGGUGGGCAAAGAAGUAAUAUGGAACAUGAGGGCCUACUGGGAGGUGGAGUAUUCGGGGUGGGUGGUAAUUGGAGUCACCUAUGAAGGAGCAGGAAGGAGGGCACACUCUAGGCAGUGCGGCUUCGGAGAAAAUGAGGAGUCCUGGGGUCUGUCUUGGUCAGGAACAUGUUACCAGAUCUGGUUAAACAGUAUGAUCAACAACAUCAAGGAUCUCCCGUGCUGCUCCACGAUCGGAGUUUACAUCGACCAGUCUGCAGGGGUUAUAAACUUUUAUAAUGUGACCGGUGAGGGGGCAGAGAAGGAGGUUAAGCUGUUGUAAAAAGUUAAGACUACUAUUGAGAAAAAAGAUUCUUCCAGGUUUCUGGAUAGAAAUUGAAUCCUCAUGCACAAUACUGCAGAGAUCAGAAUGAAUUGCUAAAGCUAAAAAACGGAUCAACUCUGUUAAUGAUGAUAAAGCUAGAGUCAGAUUUUGACACUUUGACAAAUGUUAAA
Etheostoma spectabile (orangethroat darter) is the source of this 698-nucleotide messenger RNA. Its product is annotated as stonustoxin subunit beta. The coding region runs from base 1 to 525 and encodes 174 amino acids. Lineage: Eukaryota; Metazoa; Chordata; Actinopteri; Perciformes; Percidae. Gene Ontology annotation, molecular function: protein binding. The record is from RefSeq and is a predicted model, not a curated record. The transcript has 3 exons.